AGCGGUGUGCGUGUGCUUGUGCUGUUCACGGAGGUCUCCUUAUUCUACGAUGAGUUUGUUGCUGCGUUCAAUGGGAGUGCUGCUGCUGAGCGCCUUGUGUUCGCGACGAGCCUGCCGCACUGGGCAGACGAGAGCACGACAUCUGAGACGGUGCAGCUGUUCCACGCUGCUGUGGAGGAAAAGGCGAAUUGGACCCCGCUGGCGCUGAGGAACUUCGCUACUACACUGGUAAUGCAAACUGUAGUGUCUCAGAUAGUGCGAAUGAGUGCUGAAUUAUUGGUUGAUUUCUUCUACAAGAAUGUUGCCAUCACUGUGGCUGAUAUGCUUUACGGACCCUUCAAGGACGGCAAGCGGUGCGGUGACCAGAAUAACGUGAGCUCUGCUGAGUGUGCUGUGAACUACGGAGCGACGUAUAUUUCUGUGUGGUCGAUGGCCCGCGUGCUGGACCCCGCAGUGCCUGAGCUGUUCCCCGCUGUGACGCCGUCGAUGGAGUACGGGGAGCCCGAUAAGAAUGGUCUCUCAGAUGAUCA
Molecule: messenger RNA, 530 nt
Organism: Trypanosoma grayi
Lineage: Eukaryota; Euglenozoa; Kinetoplastea; Trypanosomatida; Trypanosomatidae
Product: putative receptor-type adenylate cyclase
Exons: 1
Source: RefSeq, a predicted model, not a curated record